AUGUAUCCCUUUACACCAACCCAUAUUCGAAAGAAAGCAGAUAAGACUACAAUCCCCGAAACACCCCAACCCAUCGCACAACACAGCACACAAUCGCAACUCCCCGCAUCCCGCGUCAAACCCACUCAAGACGGACCUAACCCUAAUCUCCCAAAUACCCAACACCUAGUCCUAACCGAAUACAGAAUCGCAAACUGGUUUUCCGACACCCAAUUCCUAAGUAUGGGUGUGCUUCUCAUUCAAGCCCCAUAUUCAUAUACAGAUCUUGUCGAUGCGAUUAGAAGCCGCUCAAGCAAUUGGGAAGAUGUUCCGUUGAAGUGUAGAGUGGAAAGUAUUGCAGUGAGAUGGGAGAUUGAUCAGAUGGUUGAUGAUGAUUCAUAUGAUACUCUUUGUGGUCCUGAUGUUGCUGUGGAUAGGCUUAUAUUCAUGAUGCGUGAGAGAAGUUGGAAAUAUCGUUUGGUUGUUGUGUAUCAUGCGGAGGAGAAUGAUAGCGAUGAGGAUAGUGAGCCAAAUGUUCGUGAAGCCUCUCCGAUACUCUGA
This is a messenger RNA of Sclerotinia sclerotiorum 1980 UF-70, 540 nucleotides long. RefSeq lists its product with no specific name. The transcript has a single exon. The record is from RefSeq and is a predicted model, not a curated record. Bases 1 to 540 code for a protein of 179 amino acids. NCBI's taxonomy places the organism in Eukaryota, Fungi, Ascomycota, Leotiomycetes, Helotiales, Sclerotiniaceae.